UGAACAAAGGGACUGGGAGCGCUUUCAUACGGGAGGGCUGGAACCUCAUAGUUCGGGAGGGGAAAGCUGGGGCGGGGAGACCGAGCGCACAGGAAAGAGGGGAGAAGGUUGCAAACUGUGUCCGGGAGCCCGCGAUGGGCUAACUUGGGAGAAGGGGGCGUCGAUAAACCGGAUGGAAACUGGAUUAGCUCGGAAGCAGCGAGGCUCCCGGGACGGUUAGGGAACUUGUCAAGCGCUGCCUUACCCCCUCCGGGGACAAUGGCGACAGCGCAGGCCGAGGCUGCGGCCGGCAUCGAGGGGCUCCCCCCUCUGCCCAAGGGGCUGAGCGGGAUCCUGAACUCGGCCGGCGGCUCCUGGAGGGAAAUGGAGCGGCUCUACACCAAGAAGACCAUGAUCCAGGAGGAGCUGAGCCGUCCUCGGCCGGCCGCGGGCCACCUCCGCCGGAGCAGACCCGCCAACCUGGACGCCGCGCUCGCGUCCCUGCGCAAGGAGAUGGUGGGCCUCAGGCAGCUGGACAUGUCCCUCCUGUGCAAGCUCUGGUCGCUCUACGAGGCCAUCCAGGAAUACAAGGGCCUGUACCAGGACGCCAACGCCACCGCGGCCCCCGAGGGCCCCUUCUCCCCCGAGAACAGCUACUACGAGGAGGAGGAGGAGUACGAGGCUGAGCAGGCUGGGGACGAGCCGCUAUGCAACAGUCUGAAAGUCCCCCGCACCCAGAACUCCCGGGACAAGUGGCUGGAGGACUCCUUCCACAUCACGAUAUGAAGCAGAAGCCGUUGGGACUGGUAGUCUCCGAUCUGAAAACUGGUUUCGGUCGCCCUCUGUGUUCUGCUGUCUGACUUCACUGGGGAUCGUUGAGGGGGGCAGCAGGGUGGCGUGGCGGUUAGCGCGACACUUCGCCAUACCAGCGUCCCCGGGUUCGAUUCCCACCGCGGCCUGUGAGGAGUUUGUACGUUCUCCGCCAUGUCUGCCGGAGGCCCCCAUAGUCCCAAAACGUACCAGUUGGUAGGUUAAUUGGUCAUUGUAAAUUCUCCGGGGAUUAGGCCAGGAUUAAAUCAGGGGUUGAAGCGCCAAUAGGGACUGUUCCACAUUGUACUUCAAUACGUAAAUAAAACUUAUACCCUAUCGAA
Hypanus sabinus (Atlantic stingray) is the source of this 1130-nucleotide messenger RNA. RefSeq names its product family with sequence similarity 89 member B (gene fam89b). The transcript is spliced from 2 exons. Bases 259 to 765 code for a protein of 168 amino acids. Lineage: Eukaryota; Metazoa; Chordata; Chondrichthyes; Myliobatiformes; Dasyatidae. The record is from RefSeq and is a predicted model, not a curated record.